Messenger RNA from Frankliniella occidentalis (western flower thrips), 983 nucleotides. RefSeq names its product juvenile hormone esterase-like. The coding region runs from base 68 to 715 and encodes 215 amino acids. The transcript is spliced from 4 exons. NCBI's taxonomy places the organism in Eukaryota, Metazoa, Arthropoda, Insecta, Thysanoptera, Thripidae. The record is from RefSeq and is a predicted model, not a curated record.
UGAGGACUAAAAUGUUUCUUUUCGGACUUCAGGCGUGACGAGGCCGCCUACCGAAGAGGGGUUCAAAAUGAUCGACGACGACAUGACCUGCACCAUUCCGGACCCCCUGUACCGAAAGCUAUCGCCCGAAAAGCGGGUCGAGCUGGCCGGGAAGAUACGGCACCUCUACUUCAAGGGAGCCCAUGUCACCGAGGAGACGGCUGGGUCCGUCAUCGACCUCUUUGGAGACCUGCAACUGACGCAUGGAAUUCACGUGACAUCGAAGUGGUUUGCCCACUACUCGUCUGCCAACAACCCACUGUACAUUUACUUCUUCACCUUCGCGUCUAAAUUCGGACUUUCCUUUUUCUUCUCGACGAAAAAUCUGAAAGGGGCCGGCCACGGGGAGGAGCUGAGCUACGUCUUUCGGCACCAUCUGUUCAAGAACCACCCGACCCUGAAGCAGACCGCGCGCGAGCAGGCGAUGCGUGAGACGAUGGUCGGACUGUUGUCCAACUUCAUCAAGUCCGGAAACCCCACGCCACACAACGCGACGGUGGCUGCAGAUACCCAGAAGGUCAACAUCAGCUGGCCCGCCGUUCAUCCUGGACGAAUGAAUUACCUGGAGAUUGGCGAUGAGCUCUCUGUGAAGAAAGACUUUCUCAAGGAGCGCAUGAACUUCUGGGACAGAGUUUACAGGGACACAUUAGGGACGCCGCUCUACGACUUUUUUUGAUUUAACGACAUUGAAGCCUUCGGUCCUUCGGUCGAUUGCGAGCGUCCAUUGUUUUCUAUUAUUUAUUGGCCGGGGGGUCAGACAUAACUUGACCAACCAGACCUAACUGACUAUAAUGUAUUAACAAGUUGAGUCCUGGGCCACAAUAAGCCGCUUUUGCGACUGCGACCCCCCUGGGACUCAACGUGUUAAGGCGAACUUUAUGAGAUAAGUAUUCUGUAAAAUUGAUUUUUUAAUUGAACUUAAAAAUAAAUACAGAUAAUCCGUU